CUGUCCGGCUGCUCUCACUCUGCUACAUGAGUACCGCACUUCCCCAGCAGCGCUUGUAACUAGCAACUUCUCUGGACCGAUUGUUUUUUUUUUUUUUUUCCCUUUUCACCGAUCUAACCCAUCCCCUCCCCUAUCCCCCCGCCACCCCACCUCCUAAAGGAAACUGCACUUCAAGACAGUUGAAUGAAUGAAAAGAGACGUGGAGAACCAUUAAGGAACAGGCUGGACAGACUGGACUAUUCACUUAUUUUCUAAUAUCUUGGAAACUUUGUCCUCCAUUGAAUUACGACACUGUCCACCUUUAAUUUCCUCGAAAACUCCUGUAACUCGGCUGAAGUGCUGUGUACAGCUUACUUAAUACGGAACCGCCGUAUGGUUGAUCCAGGUGCGCAAAAGGUGUACAAAAGCAGGAGAGAAAGUGUUCACUUGACCAGGCUGAGUGUAUAUCACCCUGUUUCGUUUCCAGCCAUGCCCUGUGUUCAGGCUCAGUAUGGGUCAUCGCCUCAAGGAGCCAGCCCAGCUUCCCAGAGCUACAGUUACCACUCUUCGGGAGAAUACAGCUCCGAUUUCUUAACUCCAGAGUUUGUCAAGUUUAGCAUGGACCUCACCAACACUGAAAUCACUGCCACCACUUCUCUCCCCAGCUUCAGUACCUUUAUGGACAACUACAGCACAGGCUACGACGUCAAGCCACCUUGCUUGUAUCAAAUGCCCCUCUCCGGACAGCAGUCCUCCAUUAAAGUGGAAGACAUUCAGAUGCACAGCUACCAGCAACACAACCACCUGCCCCCACAGUCCGAGGAGAUGAUGCCGCACUCAGGCUCCGUUUAUUACAAGCCCUCGUCGCCCCCGACGCCCUCUACUCCCGGCUUCCAGGUGCAGCACAGCCCAAUGUGGGAUGACCCAGGCUCUCUCCAUAACUUCCACCAGAACUACGUGGCCACCACCCACAUGAUAGAGCAGAGGAAAACGCCGGUGUCUCGCCUCUCUCUCUUCUCCUUUAAGCAAUCGCCCCCGGGUACCCCAGUAUCCAGCUGCCAGAUGCGCUUUGACGGGCCCCUCCACGUGCCCAUGAACCCGGAGCCGGCAGGUACCCACCAUGUGGUGGACGGGCAGACCUUCGCUGUGCCUAAUCCCAUCCGCAAGCAAGCGGCCAUGGGUUUCCCAGGGUUGCAGAUCGGUCACGCCUCGCAGCUGCUGGACACACAGGUGCCGUCUCCUCCUUCCCGGGGAUCCCCGUCCAACGAAGGGCUGUGUGCUGUUUGUGGGGACAACGCAGCUUGCCAGCACUACGGCGUGCGCACUUGCGAGGGUUGCAAAGGUUUCUUUAAGCGCACAGUCCAGAAAAAUGCGAAAUACGUUUGUUUAGCAAACAAAAACUGCCCUGUUGACAAGCGGCGCCGAAAUCGCUGUCAGUAUUGCCGAUUUCAGAAGUGCCUUGCUGUUGGGAUGGUUAAAGAAGUGGUUCGUACAGACAGUUUAAAAGGUCGGAGAGGUCGUUUACCGUCGAAACCGAAGAGUCCCCAGGAGCCCUCUCCCCCCUCUCCCCCGGUGAGUCUGAUCAGUGCCCUGGUGAGAGCCCAUGUCGACUCCAACCCGGCUAUGACCAGCCUGGACUAUUCCAGGUUCCAGGCUAACCCUGACUAUCAGAUGAGUGGAGAUGACACUCAGCAUAUUCAGCAGUUCUAUGAUCUCUUGACCGGCUCCAUGGAGAUCAUCAGAGGAUGGGCAGAAAAGAUUCCAGGCUUCACUGAUCUUCCCAAACCAGACCAAGAUCUACUUUUCGAAUCUGCUUUCUUGGAACUGUUUGUCCUGCGAUUAGCAUACAGGUCCAACCCAGUGGAGGGUAAACUCAUCUUUUGCAAUGGGGUGGUCUUGCACAGGUUGCAAUGCGUUCGUGGCUUUGGGGAAUGGAUUGAUUCCAUUGUUGAAUUCUCCUCCAACUUGCAGAAUAUGAACAUUGACAUUUCUGCCUUCUCGUGCAUUGCUGCCCUGGCGAUGGUUACAGAGAGACACGGACUCAAGGAACCCAAGAGAGUGGAAGAACUGCAGAGCAAGAUUGUAAAUUGUCUCAAAGACCACGUGACUUUCAAUAAUGGGGGUUUGAACCGCCCCAACUAUUUGUCCAAACUGUUGGGGAAGCUCCCAGAACUUCGCACCCUGUGUACACAGGGGCUACAGCGCAUUUUCUACCUGAAACUGGAAGACUUGGUACCACCUCCAGCAAUAAUCGACAAACUUUUCCUGGACACAUUACCUUUUUAAGACUUUCUCCAGCUUACUUCAAAUGAACUGGAAAGGAACGUGAACUGUCUGAGGGUGGGAAUUCCCACGUGCACAAAAGCACCUCUGGGUGCCUCUGCUCCAUCCCCCCCUUCCCAAUUUCCUAACCCAUCUCUCAACCUCCUGCCCCUACAUCUCCCCCACCCAAAACAAAACUGUUGCUAUUUCCUAACCUGCAGGCAGAACGUGAAAGGGCAUUUUGGCUCUGGGGCAUCCUGGAUUUAGAAUAUGGACUACACACAAUACAGUGGUAUAAACUUUUUAUUAUCGGCUUAAAAAAAAGAAUUUGUGAUUCAGAAGAAGGACUUCUAUUGUAAGACGAAAAAUGUCUGAUCACGCCGGGUGCUGCAGCUAAGACAGAUUGAAUACACACACAAAAGUAUUAAGGUGACCCACAAAGUAUCGCCCUUUUAAAGACAAAGUUUUCUGCUGUAAAAGAAAGCUGUAAUAUAUAGUAAAACUUAAUGUUGCGUGGGUGGCAUGAAUUAAAGAAGGCAAAGGCUUGUAAAUUUAUCCAAUGCAGUUUGGCUUUUUAAAUUAUUUUGUGCCUAUUUAUGAAUAAAUAUUAAAAAAUUCUAAAAGAUAAA
Molecule: messenger RNA, 2870 nt
Organism: Vombatus ursinus (common wombat)
Lineage: Eukaryota; Metazoa; Chordata; Mammalia; Diprotodontia; Vombatidae
Product: nuclear receptor subfamily 4 group A member 2
Exons: 8
Coding region: 373-2265 (630 amino acids)
Biological process (GO): cellular response to corticotropin-releasing hormone stimulus; dopaminergic neuron differentiation; central nervous system neuron differentiation
Cellular component (GO): nucleus; transcription regulator complex
Molecular function (GO): RNA polymerase II cis-regulatory region sequence-specific DNA binding; zinc ion binding; nuclear receptor activity
Source: RefSeq, a predicted model, not a curated record